Colletotrichum spaethianum is the source of this 1593-nucleotide messenger RNA. Its product is annotated as inosine-5'-monophosphate dehydrogenase. Gene Ontology annotation, biological process: GTP biosynthetic process. NCBI's taxonomy places the organism in Eukaryota, Fungi, Ascomycota, Sordariomycetes, Glomerellales, Glomerellaceae. Gene Ontology annotation, cellular component: cytoplasm. Gene Ontology annotation, molecular function: IMP dehydrogenase activity. The record is from RefSeq and is a predicted model, not a curated record. The transcript is spliced from 4 exons. The coding region runs from base 1 to 1593 and encodes 530 amino acids.
AUGCCUUCCACCAACGGAAUCAACGGCGCCAAGGUGCUCGACUCCAAGUCCGCCCUCCAGGUCUUGAAGGAGUAUGAGAGCCGCGAUGGCCUCGACAUCUACGAGCUCAUGGACACCAAGAAGCACGGUGGCCUGACCUACAACGACUUCUUGCUCCUCCCCGGCUACAUUGGCUUCCCCGCCUCCGCCGUCGUUCUCGACUCCCCCGUCACCAAGAGAAUCACCCUCAAGACCCCUUUCGUCUCCUCCCCAAUGGACACCGUCACUGAGCACGAGAUGGCAAUUGCCAUCGCUCUCCAGGGUGGUCUGGGUGUCAUCCACCACAACUGCUCUCCUGAGGAGCAGGCCGACAUGGUCCGCAAGGUCAAGCGUUACGAAAACGGCUUCAUCCUGGACCCCGUCGUCAUCAGCCGCGACACCACCGUCGGCGAGGCGAAGGCUCUGAAGGAGAAGUGGGGUUUCGGAGGUUUCCCCGUCACAGAGUCCGGCAAGCUCGGCUCCAAGCUGCUGGGUAUCGUCACGAACCGCGACAUCCAGUUCGAGGAGGAUGUCAACCAGUCCAUCUCCAAGGUCAUGGUCACGGACCUGAUCACCGCCCCUGCCGGUAUUGACCUCCCCGAGGCCAACAAGAUCCUGGCCAAGUCCAAGAAGGGCAAGCUGCCCAUCGUUGACAAGGACAACAACCUCGUCUCCAUGAUCUCCCGCUCCGAUCUGAACAAGAACCAGCACUUCCCCUGGCUUCCAAGCUGCCCGACAGCAAGCAGCUUCUCUGCGGACAAGAACCGCCUAAAGCUCCUCGUCGAUGCCGGCCUUGACGUCGUCAUCCUCGACAGCUCCCAGGGUAACAGCAUGUACCAGGUCGAGAUGGUCCAGUGGAUCAAGAAGGAGUUCCCCGGCCUCGAUGUCGUCGGCGGAAACGUCGUCACUCGUGAACAAGCCGCCACUUUGAUUGAGGCUGGCGUCGACGGUCUCCGCAUCGGUAUGGGCAGUGGUUCCGCCUGCAUCACCCAGGAGGUCAUGGCCGUCGGUCGUCCCCAGGCUGCCGCCGUCCACUCCGUCAGCAGCUUCGCCGCCCGCUUUGGCGUUCCCUGCAUUGCCGACGGUGGUGUCCAGAACGUCGGCCACGUCGUCAAGGGUCUUGCCCUCGGCGCCUCUACCGUCAUGAUGGGCGGUCUCCUGGCCGGUACCACCGAGUCCCCCGGUACCUCCUUCGUCUCCCGUGAGGGUAAGCUCGUCAAGGCCUACCGCGGCAUGGGCAGCAUCGACGCCAUGCAGGACAAGAAGGCCGGCAACGGCGGCAAGGACAGCCAGAAGAGCAACGCCGGCACUGCCCGUUACUUCUCUGAGGGCGACAGUGUCCUUGUUGCCCAGGGUGUGACCGGUUCGGUUGCCCACAGAGGUCCCAUCGGCAGAUUCAUCCCCUACCUGGCUGCUGGCCUGAAGCACUCCAUGCAGGACUGUGGUAUCCAGUCCCUCAAGGAGCUCCGCGAGUCCGUUGACAACGGCACCCUCCGCUUCGAGCUCCGUACCUCCAGCGCCCAGAUGGAGGGCAACGUGAACAUGGAGUCUUACGAGAAGAGGCUCUUUGCCUGA